AGUUCAACUAUCGAUCAUUUAACACUCGUUUAUUAUUUUAUGGGUUAAAAUUAACACUCAACACUACUGACACUGUGAUAAAUGUUUUCCUCCAUAUGGCAAGGUUUUAGCAGCGACAAGUUUGUAUUGUUUUUCGUGCUGUCAGUUGUUUUAUUACAAAUAGUAAGCCAUUUUUAAGGUUUUAAUAAAUCCAAAUUAAAAAGUUAUGUCGUUAUUAACAAAGAAUAAUGCAAGUCAGCACUGCCGUACUUGUUUGAAAAGGCUUGGUGCUAAUGCGGACGGUUUUUCUGACAAUGUUGAUCAAGACGAUAUACCUGAUAGCAAGGACCUGCAAUUUAACAUUUACAGCGAUCCUGAGCUGCAACAACUAAUCUAUAUUUAUAUAGAUGGUCCUACCAGAAGUAACACGGUAAAUGUUGUUGAUAAUGAAUUGCCAGCACACAUAUGCCUCGCUUGCUAUAGUAUGCUCAACAACUUUGCCUUAUUCCGUAAAAGGGCUCAACAGAGCGCUGAAAAGUUACGCACUGUACUUAAUUGUAGUAGUGGAAUGAUAAAAGUUGAAAUCAAUUAUGACGAAGAUGAUAACCAAUUUAUGGGAAAGAAAGAACGUGUGGAAAACUUGCUUCAGGAUUGCAAAUUGCAAUUUAGGGAUGCGCUUAUGGAAGACGAGCAAGUUUUUUUCGAUACAUCAGUAGCAAAUCUAGCAGAUACAGAACUAAAUGAUGAGAUGGCAGAUCCUUUUGCACCUGUUUUACAAACUGCAGCCGAAUGUCGCAGUAAAACAAUUGCUGGAAAGGAGGACGACAUCAAGAAAGAAGAGCCUGCAUUAGAUAACAGCGAAAAAUAUAAAUGUUCACAGUGCACACAAACGUAUGCUUUCAAUUCAGAAUUACAAGCACAUAUGCGGGAGGUGCAUGAUAAUAAGUUGCCGUUUUCGUGUGGUCAUUGCGACAAAGCCUACAGAUAUAUUCGCAGUCUACAAGAACAUAUGAAACAAAAACAUCAAACAGUACUAAACGCAGACGCCCAGUUUAAGUGCAGUGUGUGUCCUAAGGCAUUUACAACAGAUUUAUCACUAAAAAAGCAUAUGUGUUUUCAUAUUAAAGAAGAUAUGUCUCGUGUUUGUGGAAUUUGUGGUAAACGAUUUCCUGUAAAAAAUUUGCUUGUGGAUCAUUUACGCACACAUUCUACAGAUGGCAGAAUACCAUGUGGUCAGUGUGAUAAAAGUUUUAUGUGGUAUCAAGAUCUAUUGAAUCAUGAACGUUCAGCCCAUCUAAAAGAGAAACCGUUUCCCUGUAAACUUUGCGAUAAAUCAUUUCAAACACAAAAGUCUCUACGCUUCCACAGUUACCGACAUUCUGGGGAAAAACCAUAUCUUUGUGACGUUUGUGGAAAGGACUUCCGCCAACCAACAGCUAUGAAACAGCACCGGUUGAAACAUUUUAAAGACGAUACGAUUGAAAAAAAGCUAGAUGCUAACAAAAAUAUUUCGUUUAUUAUGGAUUCAAAUGUUAAUAAAUUUAAAAUGUCGGUACUAUCAAUAGAAAAUGUAAAAGAGCAUUGUCGAACUUGCUUGAAAAAAUUGAAAAGAGAGAAUAUUAGUUGUUUAAUAAAUUUAGAGGAGGAAGAAGAACUUUCCGAGUACAAAGAUUUUUGUAUUAGCAUUGUAGGCAUUGAAUUAAUACAACAAUUUAUAACUUCAUGUAUGGAAGGACAGUGGAUUAAUGAAGAAGCGAAACCGAUGUCUCAAAAAUAUCCUCAAUAUAUGUGUAUGUGUUGCUAUAAGAAAUUACAAGGCGUUUGGUCAUUCAAAAAACAAGUGAGAAAUAGUACGCAGAGAUUGCAAGAGUUAAUUUGCUUAGGUGCAGCUAAAGUUGAAAUUGUUGAAGAUGAAAAACACCACGAAUUUGAGGAUAAUUCCGGUGUACAACAAACCACAACAGAUAUCUUCAAUUUGUUGCUUAAAGAUACUCUUAUGGAAACCGAAUCUGUUAUGAUUAAUACAAUGAGUGAUGUAGCAACAAUUAGCAAAGCAUUACCUGACCCAGAUCCAUUCGGUAAUGGUACUGCGAUAGAUAUUGCAAAAAAGGAAAAUUUGAGCGAUGAUAAGUACGAAAGCAAUAAUGAAGAAUGGCAUGGUUUUAACGAGGAAAAUUCCAACGAAGGAGAAUAUAAACGAAAUAUAGAUCAAGACAAAGGAAACUUAAAAAAUAUUUUUAAAUCAUCGACUGCAGUGGAAGAUAAGGCUCAGUACAAGAAACACCGAGAUUGUAAUUUGGAAAUAAAAAAGUAUCCUACCCGUUCUCGUAGAAAACGUGCUCUACCCAUUGAAAAUAUCAAUACUGCUAAUACAACUGACAAUAAAAUAAAGAGUACAAAAGUGGGAAAUGUUGAUGGGCGCAUUCAAUUGGGUCUAAGCAAAUUGGAUAGUACGACGAAGCGUCGUAACAAAGGCACUAAAAACAGUUUCAAAUGCGAGCAAUGCAGUCACAGCUUUGCACACAAAAUAACACUGGAUGCUCAUAUACGCAAAGUACACGAAGGAAGCAAACGUCCAUUUCAAUGCGAUCGUUGCGAAAAAUCGUAUACUUUUAUUGGAGGUCUUUAUACUCAUAUCAAGGAAAUACAUGAUGCUGAAGUUAGAUCGUAUGCUUGUGACAUUUCCGGAUGUGAGCGUAUGUAUACCAGUUUCAUUGCAAUGCAAAAGCAUAAACGUUUAAAACACUCCGAUACGUCGUGUAUAACCAAGUACGUGUGUGAACAAUGUGGUGCGACCUUUAAUCAAUCGGGUAAUCUUAAAUAUCAUCGGCGUGCAAAACAUCCUACGGAAGCAGAAAAAGCUGAAAAGGAGCAGCUGAAAGAGCGUUUUGAAUGUAAUGUUUGCAACAAGCUGUUUUAUUCACGUUACACACUGAAAUAUCAUACCCUGCAACUGCACACAAACGAAACAAAAUAUGAAUGUAAAAUUUGCGGUCGACGAAUGGCUAAGAAAUUUAUGCUUGUCCAACAUAUGCUAGUUCAUUCUAAUGACAAAAUGCCUUGCGAACACUGUGGCAGGCAAUUUAUACGGAAAUUUGAACUGGAGGCCCAUGUUAAAGCAGUGCAUAUGAAAUUGAAGCCUUUCGAAUGUCAGUAUUGUUCAGAAUGUUUUGCUUCGAGGAAAACGCUACGCCAUCAUGAAUAUAUACAUACAGGAGAGAAACCUUAUGUUUGUGAUGUCUGUGGGCAAGCAUAUCGACAACAGACAUGUUUAAAAAACCAUCGAAAAUCACACGAAAAAUUGGUUGCGGAAAUAAAAACAAUUAAUGCUAAUCAGGAAUUACUGAAUUAAUUUCUGGUACCAAAGGCUCUUGCAACUGCACACAGCUCUGAGGUGAAUACGAAUAUAACAAGUUUAAAAAUGACCAGUGUUGUGAAUUGAGGUGGGGAAGAGUAAUUAAUGUGCAAACUAAUAAUCUAAUUAUGUUACAGUUGGAAGUGUAUUUUUUAUAGUUAUACAUGUGCAAUACUGAUCAAAUAGCUUCUGUAAAUGCAGGCCACGUUUUGUUAUGUA
Molecule: messenger RNA, 3553 nt
Organism: Bactrocera oleae (olive fruit fly)
Lineage: Eukaryota; Metazoa; Arthropoda; Insecta; Diptera; Tephritidae
Source: RefSeq, a predicted model, not a curated record